GCAACCGCACCGAUGUGUGGCCGAGCAGACAAACAUGGAUGAACCAAUGGCACCUCCCGCUGGUUCCCACCGACAAAUUGGGAGCGGAGAGGUGCCAGCGCCGCGGCCGCAGCCAGCCGUCACCAGCUCCGUCUACACCCGGCACAGAGAUGGCGCCGACUCGACUGGCCUCUCCCACAAGGAGAGGGAGGAACGAGUCCGCCUGUUCAAACAGCUGCAGCUGGAGGAGGUGCAGCGCAAGAAAGAGAUCCUCGCGCGCCAGGACGAGCAGGCUGUCCGACAGCGUGAGCAGGCGGAGCGCGAGCGGCGGCGCCGGUACGACGAGUUGCGGCUAAAGGAGCAGGAGCGCCGAUCUCAGGUGGAGGACCGGCGCCGGCAGUUGGAACAGCUGGACGCCGAGCGGCGCGCCGGCAUCAUGCGCCGUAACCUGGAGCGCGAGGCCAUGCUGGAGACGCGCCGUCGCCACCGCGACAGUCAGAUCCUGCUCGGAUUCGGCAGCUCGACGCCGCGUUGGGAGCCAGAGCCCGACAUGGGCAAGAGGUCGACAUCGACAACACAGGUGGACGGCGCCGGCGACGCGGCGGCGCGGCCAGACGGCAGGCGGCCGCUGUCUGCGGCGCCGGCGGCCGCCGCCCGCCUUCGGGGCGACGGAGCCGGCGUCCCGACCACGCCCACCUCGCCGUCGCGGCCGACCUCUGCGCUCUCACAGCAGAGCAGCGGCGGCGGCGGCGUGGCGCUGCGAAGCCGCGCCUCGCCGCGCCGCCAGAGACCCGUCAGCAUCGCCGGCAUCCCGUCCAGGGCGGCCGGACACGCCGCCCGCACCGACACGGACGCUGCAGCACGGACGCCGACGGAGGGCCGCCGCCCGCUCUCCAGUCACAGCAGGCCGGCGCCGGCAGUGCCGCCGCGCCGCACCCCCGCCCAGGUCAAGGCCGACGACGCCAAGAAGAGGAAGCUGCGCUCCAAGUCCAACACACCACAGCCGUCUCCGGCGGUUGAGGUGGCGCCGCCGCUGCAGGAUGUGGUGUCUGAGCCGCCCGGGGCUCAAGCUGAGAAGGGGCCCGGCGCCGUGGCGGCCAGGCCGCCAUCCCAGAACAGUGCCCAGGUGGCGGGCGACGCGGCCGCGGUCGGUCCGCCCUCCCAGACCAAUGAUGUGACGCCGUCGGCCGAGCCGGCGGUCGCGCCUGCCGCGUCGGGUGCCGCCGGCGACGCCGAGCCGUCCCCACCGCCGACUGGCCCCGGUGCUACGGAAAAGGCAGCGGAGCAGCCGGCCGCGGCGGCUGGUGUCCAUUCGCAGGCGGAAGAGAAGCCCAUGGCGGUUUCUGUCUCGCAGACCGCGGACAGUGAGGCGAGCAUGCCGGCUGCUGUCGUUGAAACUGCGCCGACACAGCCGGCUCCUCAGGACGCGGCCGUCGACGCGGCUCCGGCAGCCGCCACCGCCAAGCUAGUCAUUCCAGAGCCGGCCGCGGUCCCGCCGCCGUCGCCGCCAGCGGUGGAGCCAGUGCCGUCCGCGCCGCCGGCCGAGCCGGUGCCGUCCCUGCAGCCGUCGGAGGCGGCGGCCGUCGAGGCUGCCGCUCCAGCACAUGUGGGGCCAGUGCCGCCAGCGGAGCCGGCGGAAGCCGAGCCGUGUGCGGCGGCCGUCGAGGCUGCCGCUCCAGCACACGUGGGGCCAGUGCCGCCAGCGGAACCGGCGGAAGCCGAGCCGUGUGCGGCGGCCGUCGAGCCUGCCGCCCCAGCACACGGGCCAGUGCCGCCAGCGGAGCCGGCGGAAGCCGAGCUGUGUGCGGCGGCCGUCGAGCCUGCCGCUCCAGCACACGUGGGGCCAGUGCUGUCAGCGGAGCCGGCGGCAGCCGAGCCGUGUGCGGCGGCCGCAGACUUGGAGCCUUCCGUCGCCGCCUCUGGUGCGACGCCGUCCAGUGCAGCCGCCGUCCCAGAGCCGGAGAGUGAGGCCCCUGCCGCGCCGGUGGAGUCGACCCCGCCGUCCGGUCUAGGCGGCGAGGAGCCGGCAGCUCUUCCAGCGGCGGUUCCGGCCGUCCUUCCAGCGGCGGUUCCAGCCGUCCCUCCAGCGGCGGUGGAGGCAGCUAGUCAGCCUCCGGCCAGCCCUGCCGCGGUGCAGCCCGCCCAGCCGCCGGCGGAAGGCGCGCAGGAGUCGCAAGGGCGCCUCGGCAGGUGGUGA
Molecule: messenger RNA, 2176 nt
Organism: Pollicipes pollicipes
Lineage: Eukaryota; Metazoa; Arthropoda; Thecostraca; Pollicipedomorpha; Pollicipedidae
Product: nascent polypeptide-associated complex subunit alpha, muscle-specific form
Exons: 10
Coding region: 35-2176 (713 amino acids)
Source: RefSeq, a predicted model, not a curated record